AGGUCCCCUGUUGCGGCUUAGCGCUCCUUGCCUCGCGCCGCUGCUGUUGCUCUUCUCCACCUCGGGCGGCGGCGCGUGAGCCAAGAGGUAGAGGCAAGUAUUAUAUUAUGGGCCUAAAAACGAUUUGGAAGAACUACAAAGUUUUGAUUGUUAUGGGACCAAGCCUUGUUCUGAUACACUGGGGGUGGUAUAACAUCCAGUCCAAUCCUAUUUUCAAAAUGAAGAGAGAGGACUUGGACCAAGAACCUGGUAUUGUGACGCACGUGAUGCAGCAGGACAGCAAAAAUCAAGGAAAAUAG
Molecule: messenger RNA, 299 nt
Organism: Alligator mississippiensis (American alligator)
Lineage: Eukaryota; Metazoa; Chordata; Crocodylia; Alligatoridae
Exons: 2
Coding region: 108-299 (63 amino acids)
Source: RefSeq, a predicted model, not a curated record